Messenger RNA from Leptopilina heterotoma, 3702 nucleotides. RefSeq names its product Krueppel-like factor 3. The coding region runs from base 2028 to 3026 and encodes 332 amino acids. Lineage: Eukaryota; Metazoa; Arthropoda; Insecta; Hymenoptera; Figitidae. The record is from RefSeq and is a predicted model, not a curated record. The transcript has 8 exons. Gene Ontology annotation, molecular function: DNA-binding transcription factor activity, RNA polymerase II-specific; RNA polymerase II cis-regulatory region sequence-specific DNA binding. Gene Ontology annotation, biological process: regulation of transcription by RNA polymerase II.
CAAGCAAGCAGUGCACGCCUGGCUGCCGACAGGAGCGGGUCGCUCGCAUAUAGCCCUGUCUGUGAUUUUCAUUCUGUCAUAUCAAUAAAUAAGUCUUCGGUUUUGUCAGCGUGUGUCAAGUGUCAAAAGAAUAAUUUUUAAACGCAAGACUAUUAAAUAAAAUAAUAAAUUUAUUGUUGACGGUGUUGUCUGCGUUUCGUGUGUCUUUUUAUUGGACGAGAUUUAAAAAAAAUUUUUUCCAAUCCUUUUUGUUUUCAUAUAUAUUAUUUCUCCUCUCGUUAGUUACGCUCAAUAAAUUGAAAACUCCCUCCCCCAAUUUCCAGUUUGAUAAGCAUCUUCUAUUUAUAAUUAAAAAGCUCUUUUAUUCGAGAAUUAACAUUUUUUGCUCGUUGUUACCUCGUUUUUUUUCUUGUUUAUGUAUAAAUGUGUGCCACCAGUGUGUGGUGUGAUCAGCUGAUUCCAAGUGUAAAUAUCAAUUUAUCACUUGACAAGUGUUAAAUGGUGAUUUUUUUCAAACAUCAUCGAGUCAUUGUCAUUUCAUUCUGGACCAAGUGUCAAUCUCAGUGUUUCCUCGAACACUUAUCAGUUUGAAAAUAUGCUGUGAACGCGACAUUGGACGGACGGACGAGAGUGUUCUGUCUGUCUGCAAUCGCAUUUGAAAUAAAUUUUUAAAUUGUCGAGGCAUACUUGUUAAGUUUAAGUGAUAACUUUUGAUAAAAUCACUUUUUAUUUUUUUCCUUUCUUUUCCUCUCGGGACGCACGUGUCAGUGAAUAGAAGCCGGUCUUGUGGAAAAUCUCCGAGGAAAAGAAAAGAUAUUGCAAAAAGGAAUUUUUGAUAAAUUUCCAAUUUUGUUAAUUUGGUCGAAUUUUGGAUUGUAACGAAAGGAACCGGUGUUGGGUUUUGCAACUUGGUUGUCACGUGUAAAGUCGAGCGCAAUCGUAAACACAACCUUCACGAGAAGGAGUUAUCGUGCUUUAUAUAUUUUGUUACUCGAGAGAUUAAAAUUUUUUAUGAUGAUGAUGAUUAAUGAGUGCUGAUCAAUCAUUGAAACUCGAAUUUCGAUGAUUUGUUGAUUUGACAAUUUUUUAUUUAUUUUGUGAUUAUUGUGAAAGGAAAAAAUUAUAAAGACAGUUGGAGACUAUAUAUUGUCUUCUGUGAUCUCUUUUUUCUCUCUGGACAUUUCGAUGGUGGUUUCCUGUUUUUCUUAUUGUUUAAUGUCACAAUUCUUGAGAGUUCCUUUUGUGUUUAGUUGACUAUCGGGAAAAUUGUUGGACGGAAUUUAGCGAUAAACAGAGUGAAGAGAAUCUUGAAUUGUGUUUGUAGUGAAGUGUCUAGUGUCAGUUUAUCUUGAUGACGUGUUGACAUUACGAGGCAGCCUUGCGAGCAUGGAAUUUUAGAGAUAAUCGGUGGUUAAUGACCUGAGGAUUAAAUACAAGUAGUUGACUUAAAAAAAAGCACACAUAGCUAAAAACCGAAGAGCACAGCUUCGAUAUAUACCCGAAUGAACGGGCCAGUAUUCAUGCCAGUAUGCCAAUCAGAUGCCAGUAGUUGAGCCAGUAUCUGUCGUCAACAAUAUAAAGCCAGUUUCAAAUAAAAUUAAUUUGGGGGAUUCUAUUUUGUUUCUUUAAGUUUAUAUAGAUAGUGCUUUUUUGUAAAGUAAUUAAAGUUUUCUUAAUUAUUAUCGAGUGACUGUUAGUAAAUUUAAAGUCAAGAUAUAAUUAAUUUUCUUUGAGUUUAAUUAAUAGUUUGGUAAUUUUAUAUUUUUCUAAAGGGGACAGUGGACAAGAGAAGUGUAGUUUUUUCUGUUUUUUUGAAAUUGUGAAUUUGCAAAUUCCUUCUUUUCUGGGAUAAAGUUUAAUGACAAGUACAAGAUUUUGAGUUUUUUGUUUUGAUAAGUGUAUAUGUGCUGGAAAUAAAAAAAGUGCAUAUCUUCUGAAUCGGCGGAAGGAAAUAGACUCAGAUUGAAACGGAGCGGUGGCUGGAAACGCUGACUUACUUCAGGAGCGCCAACCUGCAAUCAAGGUUCAUGGUUUUCAUGGAGGAGAGCGAGCUCUCGAGCAAGCGGUGGGCCAGUGCGCCCCGCCGCUCGGACAGCCCCUGCAUCCUGGGGGCUCCAACGUCAAGGGAGGCGGCGGGACCGCCGGUACAACUUGAGCCAGUGGAUCUGUCGGUGAAAACUCCCGUCGUGCUCCAAGUGCCACGAUACAGUCCAGCAGCAUUAAUUACCAAGAGAGUCCCAUCGCCAUCGACGACGCCCACUCCACCUCCAUUAUGCAUCUCUACCGCAGGUGAGUCGAAUCUUCACGCUGUUCUCACGCGAGAAUGCUUUGAAAUUCAAGUAUCUUCAGCUCUGCCUUUGGCAGAUAUCGUUCGUGAACGAGAUCAAGAUCGAGAAAGGGAGCGAGAUAGAGAUCAAAUGCGAAAUGAGAGGGAGCGAGAGUGCGAGAGGGACAGGCAACAUGACAGAGAUCGAAAUGCAAGAGUGAGAGAGUCGCGGGACAGGGAGAAGGAGAGGGAGAGACGCGACAGGGAGAGAGAAAGGGAGGUGUCCGUUUUCGUCAUGGAACCACCUGAUCCCGUUUAUGUCUCCUCAUCAGCAGCUCUUCUUGCAUUACAAAGGAUAAAAGAAGCUUCUGAUGUUUUUCAUAAGCGACCAGCUGGGAUAGUCUGCAAUCAAGGCCUCGGUGGAAGGGGUAAUGGCGGUGUUGGUGGCAAUGGAGCAAGUUUGGGCGUUGACAGUGAAUGUGGAGAUGCGUUAAAACGACGUAAAGUUCAUCGAUGUGAUGUAGCAGGAUGCGACAAGGUUUACACAAAAAGUUCACAUCUCAAGGCUCACAAAAGAACUCAUACCGGCGAAAAGCCGUACCAGUGCACGUGGGAAGGAUGCACGUGGAAAUUUGCUCGCUCAGACGAGCUAACGCGGCAUUAUCGCAAGCACACUGGACAGAAACCGUUCAAGUGCCAUCUUUGCCAACGAUCUUUUUCGCGUAGCGAUCAUUUGUCCCUUCACAUGAAGAGGCAUUGAUGAUGGUUUGUUCGACUAGUAGCAGUCUACUGAUUCCACACGCGACGCUGAUGAGUACAUUCGGGACCUGAAGAAAUCUCCUCUCACACUGCUCAGAAUUUCAUCCGCUUUUUUUCUUCUUCAUUUGUUUUUUUCUUCUUUUUUUCCCACAAUUCUUCAUCAAAUUUGCUAAUUGAAAGCGAAGUAAAAUAAGUAAGUAAUUAUUUUCUGUUGCUAAAUUGGGAGGAGAAAAAUCUAGCAAAAAAAAAAUCGUUCACUAGGUUUAGAGUUUAUUGCAAAAAAAAAAAAAAAAAGAAUGAAGGGAAUAAGAAGAGAGUGUAAUAUUAAUUUUUUGGUUGUUGUGAGGAUUGCGCGAACCCUUAGUAAGAUGAUAAAAAAAACAAAAGGAAAACAAAAGCUCUAUUUCUAAUGCUGCGAGAGAAACUUUGAACACGUUUUCGCUGAAUAAAUAUUAGAACAGGGAAAUUGAUUCUUCAGUAGUGUUUGAGAUAAAAUUGAGAGUCGCAAAUUCAGUUCACUUAUUGCGGGAAAUGCCAAAACAAAGAGAGAAAUUCUACACCUUUUUGUUGUCUUUCAAAAGUGGAAUUAAGUUUGUUAUACGUAAACGAAAAAUUUUUGGUGUAUCAUUAAAAAAAAUCGAUAAACCUUAUUUUCUUUGAAUAAAUAAAAAAAUAAA